AUGGACGCGACGAGAACGCAGGAACUCGCGGCCGAGGAGGAGGCCGAGCGGCAGCGCAAACGGGCGCGAGAGAAGGAGGCAUGGCGCGCGCAGCGCGAGCGCAGCGCCAAGAAGACGGCAGCGCUGCAGGGGCACGACGAGGCAUGGGGACGCGCGAGGGUGGCCCAUGUCGGGCGCGCGCACUCGGUGGCUGGCGCGCUCGACGCGCACAUCGAGCGGCACUGGCGGCCAAGCGGCGGCGCGUUUGCCUACUACCCCGAGGGCCUCCUCCGCAUUCCCGAGCGCUUCGUGGCGGUCCACGUGAGCCGGGUGAUUCCCCUCCUAGUCCACUGCGUCGAGGCGGAGUUCGACUACGCUUAUGCCACGACCGCUUUCUGCGACGAGUUCCUCGGCGAGGGGAGGUACGCCCGGCGGGUCGCCCAGCUGCCAGCGGCGCCGCCGUCGCUGCCGCUGCUCGAACGCCUCAGCAGCGCGGUGGAAGACAUGGAGCGCCACCUGCCGCGAGGCCCUCGGCUCGCCAGAUACGCGACGGACGAGGAAGGCCGACGGGAGGGGGAGGGGGGGGGAGAGGAGGAGGGGGGGGAGGAGGGGUACGGGGGGGGCGGCAUGGAGGGGGAGAGGAAGAGCAAGGGCGAGAGAGGGCAAGGGACCGGGCGCUGGCAUACCAGGGGGGGCAGGGUGGUGGGCGGCGACCGCCGCAUACCGUCCUACGGCGGGGACUAUCGCUACGCCAGGGAAGACAAGGGCGUCGAAGUGCAGCUGCUGCUGUUCGAAUCGUUCGGCGGGUUCGGAAAGGGGGUCCGUGAGAUCCUCAGGAAGGCGGCGGACGUACUACAGAACAAGCUGACGCGGGCCCAGUACCUCGAUGAGGUGACUUGGACCACCAAGAGCUGGCUGGGGCUGCAGAAGCAGCGCAUCUCAGUCGUUCUUCACACGGCAAUCGCAGAGCAGAUUGUGAAUGAGCUUGCCUGUGGCGGGGGUGGGCGGGUGCACGGAGCUAG
Emiliania huxleyi CCMP1516 is the source of this 1001-nucleotide messenger RNA. RefSeq lists its product as hypothetical. The record is from RefSeq and is a predicted model, not a curated record. The annotation marks the transcript as partial. The transcript has a single exon. NCBI's taxonomy places the organism in Eukaryota, Haptophyta, Isochrysidales, Noelaerhabdaceae.